Raphanus sativus (radish) is the source of this 423-nucleotide messenger RNA. RefSeq lists its product as uncharacterized. Lineage: Eukaryota; Viridiplantae; Streptophyta; Magnoliopsida; Brassicales; Brassicaceae. Bases 1 to 423 code for a protein of 140 amino acids. The transcript has a single exon. The record is from RefSeq and is a predicted model, not a curated record.
AUGGACAGAGUAUCGAAAUGGUCCUUGGGAGCUGACACAACCUGUAUUCUUUGUAAGAAUGCUGUUGAGUCCAGAAACCACUUGUUCUUUGAUUGUGAUUAUUCUGGGCAGCUUUGGAAAUCUCUCACUAUGGGCAUCCUUCUUACGGAUCACUCUAAGAACUGGUCUGUUAUUACUUCUCAAAUUUCGGACAGUUCAAGAGGUGGGAAAAGUGGGUUUUGUAUCAGAUAUUCUUUUCAGGCUGCUGUCUAUGCGAUUUGGAGGGAAAGAAAUAGGGUGAAGCAUGGAGAGAAGCCUAUGCCUAUUGCCAUGCUGCAGAAACUGGUUGAUAAAGGAGUAAGGAAUAAGCUUAGUCUGAUGAAAAUGGUGAAAGGAGGAGCUAUGGUGGAUGGUCUGGAAUAUUGGUUUAGCACUAGAGUGUAG